This is a messenger RNA of Osmia bicornis bicornis, 3557 nucleotides long. It is a transcript of the gene AP-2alpha, whose product is annotated as AP-2 complex subunit alpha. Gene Ontology annotation, cellular component: AP-2 adaptor complex; membrane coat. Bases 177 to 2990 code for a protein of 937 amino acids. The record is from RefSeq and is a predicted model, not a curated record. Gene Ontology annotation, biological process: clathrin-dependent endocytosis; intracellular protein transport. The transcript is spliced from 14 exons. NCBI's taxonomy places the organism in Eukaryota, Metazoa, Arthropoda, Insecta, Hymenoptera, Megachilidae. Gene Ontology annotation, molecular function: clathrin-cargo adaptor activity.
ACGCAAUGGCAUUUGACGGGCAGCCGUCAGCUAGUCAGCGGUUGCAAAUGGCGACAGCCACGAAAUCUCUGGCACCGACUCGCGAAUAGUUUCACGCCUACCGAGUACUGCGUGACCGAGCUGUGCGUGAACGUUACCCUAACCCAGAUCGGUGGUUUUAACUAAAACGAGACAAGAUGCCGGCUGUAAGAGGAGAUGGCAUGCGUGGACUGGCUGUAUUCAUUUCUGAUAUUAGAAAUUGUAAAAGCAAAGAAGCAGAGAUUAAGAGAAUAAACAAAGAGUUGGCAAAUAUUCGCAGUAAAUUUAAAGGAGAUAAAACGCUUGAUGGUUACCAAAAAAAGAAAUAUGUUUGCAAACUCCUUUUUAUUUUUCUGCUUGGGCAUGAUAUUGAUUUUGGGCAUAUGGAGGCUGUUAAUUUACUAUCAUCUAACAAGUAUUCAGAAAAACAGAUUGGUUACCUUUUUAUAUCAGUCUUAGUAAAUACAAAUAGUGAUCUCAUUAAGUUGAUAAUUCAGAGUAUAAAGAACGAUCUUGCAUCGCGUAAUCCGAUUCAUGUAAAUCUAGCAUUACAAUGUAUUGCCAAUAUUGGAAGUAAGGAAAUGGCAGAGGCAUUUGGUAAUGAAAUACCAAAACUACUUGUAUCUGGAGAUACUAUGGACGUAGUGAAACAAAGCGCAGCGCUAUGUUUGUUACGAUUAUUACGUACUGCACCAGAUGUAGUUCCUGGCGGAGAGUGGACUUCGCGUAUAGUACAUCUUUUAAACGAUCAACAUCUUGGUGUUGUGACCGCGGCAGCAUCUCUAAUAGAUGCUCUCGUGAAAAGAAAUCCGGAUGAGUACAAAGGGUGUGUCAGUUUAGCAGUUUCACGAUUGAGCAGGAUUGUCACGUCGAGCUACACAGACCUACAGGAUUAUACAUAUUAUUUUGUACCAGCACCGUGGCUUUCUGUUAAGUUACUACGAUUACUACAGAAUUAUACCCCACCUGCUGAGGAUCCAGGUGUAAGGGGUAGACUGAACGAGUGUUUAGAAACUAUAUUGAAUAAAGCUCAAGAACCACCAAAAUCGAAGAAAGUGCAACACUCGAAUGCAAAGAAUGCUGUAUUGUUCGAAGCUAUUAGUUUAAUUAUUCACAAUGAUAGUGAACUGCCUUUAUCGGUUAGAGCAUGCAAUCAGCUCGGUCAGUUUCUAUCGAAUCGCGAGACUAAUCUUCGCUACUUAGCGCUUGAAUCUAUGUGUCACCUAGCCACAUCGGAACUCUCUCACGAAGCGGUGAAAAAACAUCAGGAAGUUGUUAUCCUUUCCAUGAAGAUGGAAAAAGAUGUGUCUGUUAGACAACAGGCUGUGGAUCUUUUAUACGCCAUGUGUGAUAAGAGUAACGCAGAAGAAAUAGUACAAGAAAUGCUAAACUACCUCGAAACUGCUGAUUAUUCGAUUAGAGAAGAGAUGGUUCUUAAGGUUGCCAUUCUAGCUGAGAAGUAUGCUACCGAUUACACUUGGUACGUUGACGUCAUUUUGAAUCUCAUCAGGAUAGCUGGCGAUUACGUUUCGGAAGAAGUAUGGUACAGAGUUAUCCAGAUUGUUAUCAACAGAGAUGAUGUACAAGGAUACGCAGCAAAAAUGGUUUUCGAGGCCUUACAAGCACCAGCUUGUCAUGAAAAUAUGGUUAAAGUUGGUGGUUAUAUACUUGGAGAAUUUGGAAAUCUAAUUGCCGGUGAUCAACGCUCUUCUCCAGCCGUGCAGUUUCAAUUAUUACAUUCCAAAUAUCAUUUAUGUUCCCCAAUGACACGAGCGUUGUUAUUAUCAACGUACAUCAAAUUUGUUAAUUUGUUUCCGGAAAUGAGAAGUCAAAUUCAAGACGUUUUCAGACAACAUAGUAAUUUGCGUAGCGCAGAUGCAGAGUUGCAACAGAGAGCUUCGGAAUAUCUUCAGUUGAGCAUUAUUGCGUCUAGCGAUGUUUUGGCUACAGUUUUGGAAGAAAUGCCUGCAUUCCCUGAAAGAGAAUCUUCCAUUCUCGCCGUUUUGAAAAAGAAGAAACCCGGCCGUGUACCCGAAAACGAAAUUAGAGAAAGUAAAAGCCCUGCGCCAAAUACUAAUCAUCAUCCGGAAGUACCUGCUACCGCGGUACCAACUGUUAACAAUACAUCGGCAGAUUUGUUAGGUCUGUCGACACCACCGUCUUCUCAACCAACUAGCAACACAGGAGUUCUUCUAGAUGUACUAGGAGAUAUUUAUAACAUGCCAAAUAAAGUUGCUACCAAUGGUGCUCAGAAUACGUACAAUCCGAAGAAAUUCGUUUGCAAGAACAACGGUGUACUCUUUGAAAAUGACUUGAUCCAAAUUGGAGUGAAAUCGGAGUUCAGACAAAAUUUGGGACGCGUAGGACUUUUCUAUGGAAAUAAAACUCAGUAUGCUCUUCACAGUUUUCAACCUCAACUUUCCUGGUCUGAGGAGAAUCAAGCGAAAUUAGCUGUACAAGUAAAACCAGUCGAUCCAGUGUUAGAAGCUGGUGCUCAAAUUCAGCAAAUGAUUAAUGCAGAAUGUAUCGACGACUAUAGCGAUGCACCGAGCAUGAUCAUCUCAUUUAUCUACAACAACGUGCCACAGAAAAUAACAAUGAAGUUACCAUUAACGAUUAAUAAAUUUUUCGAGCCAACGGAAAUGAAUGGAGAGUCAUUCUUUGCACGAUGGAAGAAUCUCGGAGGAGCAAAUCAACAGCGUUCACAGAAGAUCUUUAAAGCGCAACAGCCAAUGGAUCUUGCGCAAGUUCGCACGAAAUUGCAAGGAUUUGGAAUGCAAUUACUUGAUGGUAUUGAUCCAAAUCCCGAUAAUUUUGUCUGCGCGGGUAUAGUACAUAUGAGGGCACAACAAGUAGGAUGCUUGUUACGUUUGGAACCAAACAAACAAGCGCAGAUGUUUCGUUUGACGGUACGUUCGAGUAAAGAAUCAAUGUCAGUAGAGAUCUGUGACCUGCUGGUGGACCAAUUUUAAACGGCCUAGCAGGCGUAAAAAUUAAUUUAAGAUGUAUUAAAAACGCCGUGGGAAGACAUAUCGUGAUUUACAAAAAGGAUGUCGUCUCUCGACGUUCAGAAAAGAUACUGAUGAUUAUUUGUUAAGAGAUAUUCGUUGUACCCAAGCUUACAAUCACAGCGCGAUCGUAAGAACUGAAUUCAUUAUGUAGGCGAAGCGUUGUUACCAUGUUGUAAUCCUACCAAACAAAGCACAGGAUUGCGGAGAAUAUGAACAAGAUGAAUUGUGUACAUGAAAAACGAAAAACGAAAAAAAAAAGAACAAAAAUACCAAACGGCAUAUAUAAUGACUAAGACGGACAAUAUUUAGUCCUCGAGCGAAGGUAACAAGUAUAUAGACAUUAUCCUGUUUCUUUUUUUUUUUAAUUUAAUAUCUGUCUUUAGUAAAAAUUAUGAUUCGUAACUAAACCAAUGACGUAUAGCUGUUUGCCACGAGUAUCUGUAGAAGGACAUUCGAGUUACCGCAACAUUACUAAUGUACAUUUUUUUACGAACCAUUUUAUAAUCAAUUAUUUUUCGUCUGACCAAA